Messenger RNA from Belonocnema kinseyi, 1475 nucleotides. RefSeq names its product corticotropin-releasing factor-binding protein (gene crh-BP). NCBI's taxonomy places the organism in Eukaryota, Metazoa, Arthropoda, Insecta, Hymenoptera, Cynipidae. The transcript is spliced from 9 exons. Gene Ontology annotation, biological process: negative regulation of corticotropin secretion; hormone-mediated signaling pathway; negative regulation of corticotropin-releasing hormone receptor activity. Bases 180 to 1190 code for a protein of 336 amino acids. Gene Ontology annotation, molecular function: corticotropin-releasing hormone binding. The record is from RefSeq and is a predicted model, not a curated record.
UACGAGCCAAACAUUUUGAGUCUCUUAUCAAACCUCAGUCUCUUCUCGGCUUUAAUAGCCGAAACUACUUUAUGAUAUAAAAAAUCAAAUUGUGAAAUCUGUGUCUAAAAACGGGAAUUGAAAAAAUGGGGUUGUAUUUCAAUCUAUCUUAAACAGCGCCUAAACCAAUCGAACAAACCAUGCAUCGUGCUCGUGUUGAUUUCAUCAAGGCCUCUACCGGCUUCCGGUUCCUCCUCCUCUUGGCUGCGAUCCUUGCCAAGAUCGACGCUUUCGUUGUGGCCCUACCGGAUCCUGCCUACUAUCAGCAACAGAAAAUUUCGAAGGAACCACUAAGGAGACCUUUGUUGAAUAGAGAAGAAAUAGAAGAAAAAGGGUUUAAAAUCGAUCGUUUUGGCAACACAAGACAACAAAUUACAGACUGUAUGUUCGUGACGAGUGAAGCUGGAUAUUUUACCUAUAAUUCAUCCACGGACGAUGAAACCGUUUGUGGAGUGUAUUUUAUGACAGAACCUAAUCGCAGGGUGGAAGUGAUUUUUACGCAUUUCGACGUUCCAUGUGAAGGCAAUGGUUUGGCAUCGUUUGUAGAUGGCUGGGAAUUAGGUGGUGAAUUAUUUCCAAGUCCUAGUGAUCAUCAUUUGUCUUUAGAGGACAGGGUGAGUGAAUUUUGCGGUCCAAGGGUAAAUAGAAUUUUCCUGAGUUCGCAAAAUGGAGCUUUAAUUCAGUAUAGAAUACCCAUGAAGGGUAAAGGCUUCACUGUCCUUGUACGACACCCAGAAAAUCCAGAGCCUUGCAACGUACUAGCCAAUGCGACUAUGGCUCCGUUUAUGUUACGCAAUUACCGAAGGCGAAGUAAUUGUACCCUCACGGCACUUUACCCUUGUGCAGUUCGCGUGAUAGCUCUCAGCGUUGGAAAGAAGAAUUUAUUCACGGAAGCUGGAAUUCUGCGCAAGUGUGAUGGCAUUGAUCAAGUUCAAAUUGGCGGAAGUGUCGGACUUGAAACAAAGAAUCUUGAGGUUUUAGACACAGUCUGUGGAACGAAUUUAAAACCAGGUGGUGAAAGGGUAGUGGGUUGUGACGUUACGUCAGUGAGGUUAAUAUCGAGUGGACGCUAUGAUAACUUUGUGAAGGUAAUGAUCCGAAAAGCGGAGGAAAACGACAUUCUCGAUGUUAAUCUCCUUUGCGGUCUAUGAAGUUCUGCGAUUAAUGAUGCGACUUUCCAAUACGUGUGCGAAUAUACGUCGUAUUUACGAUUUGAAUAAUCGAAAAAAGCAGACCAGAGAAUGUUACUCAGGCAUAUUUUCAGUAGAGCUCAUCCUCGAUCCUUCAAAGGUAGCUUACAUCUUCGAUUAUUGAGCACAAUGGAAAAAAAUUCUCCUCAAAAACGACUUUCAUGCGUAUGUUGUAUAUUUUGUUAUGUUUAAAAAAAAUUGAAUGUAUAUCGUCAAGUCCAUCUGAAAUAAAUGUAACGUACCUCA